This is a messenger RNA of Aspergillus wentii DTO 134E9, 2289 nucleotides long. RefSeq lists its product as uncharacterized. The coding region runs from base 398 to 2059 and encodes 553 amino acids. NCBI's taxonomy places the organism in Eukaryota, Fungi, Ascomycota, Eurotiomycetes, Eurotiales, Aspergillaceae. The record is from RefSeq and is a predicted model, not a curated record. The transcript has a single exon.
AUCAAGACUUGGUUCAGCUUCGCUAGGAAUAUUUGAUAUUGACACCGUGGUACUGUUCAGGUCGAGAAUAUGGAUUAUACAAGGCAAAUUUAUCGGCCCAAAGCCCAAAAGCAGGCUGAACGCGAUUUCGCAGCCUUGUCUUGGGAUCUCUGGCCUCCACUUUUGAAUAUCCAAUCGAUGCUGUUAUAGAUUGCCUUGAAGGAUUUGGCCCCAUUUGACCCUGGAAUGGCUGUCAAUCAUUACUCUAUAGUGCAAUUGGAAGCAUUGAAUUCUGUACAGCCGCAUGAAAUCGUCCUGGAGGAGGUUUGGCCUCCCCGGGCGUCCACACUUCGACUUGAUGGAUCCUUUCUUUCUCUCUUUCCACUCCAUCUUGUGUUUCCCUUUCUUCACCUUAAUCAUGGCGGCAUUCCUGGUGUUUAGCUGUCUGCUUUUUGCACAGCACAGUCUUCAACAAAAUCCUUUCCCAUUAACCUGGUCCUCCACGACGUAUGGCCCAGAUGGCCCCUGGCACGCCGUGACCGUCCAGCUGGGCAGUGACCUUCAGCUAGUCGACCUCUAUCCCGGUGGUAAUUAUGGCAGUACAGUGAUGUCGUCGAGCCUCUGCACCAACACAAGCUUUGGAUCAACCUGCUAUGCGGACAAAGCCGGCACAUACACGCGGUCCACGUCGCAUUCAUCGAUCAAUGGCUCGGCCAGCUUUUGGGAAUCUUAUUUGUGGAGCUAUCCGGGGGAACGUGAAGUCCAGAUUGUGCUGGAUAGGAUGACGAUUUUCAAUAAAAACGAUAAACAAUAUGAGAAUAAUAUCACUUUGUAUGUGAUAGACAACGCCUCCAUGACCUACCCUGGAAACAUCAGUUACCAGCCCAGCGUUGGGUUUCUGUCUCUGGGUGCACCCUCUGAAACGCUGAACUACCCCCGGAAUAGCCAGACCAAGGGAUGGUGGAUCACGAGUCGGCUGUGGGAGGAUUCGAUAAUUCCUUCCAUUGGAUACGGAUUGCAUCUUGGGUCUGCGGCCACGGAUCCUCCCGUUGAGCCCUCUCUCUAUCUGGGUGGGUAUGAUACAAAUCGCGUGCUGGGCGAGAUUAGCACCCAGUCCGUCUAUUCGGGCGGCGGCAGUCUCAAUGGCGGGCUGGUCAUCCAAUUGAAUGACGUUGCUCUCGGUGUAGAAGAGGGAGACUCGCCGUUUUCUUUCCAAAACAAGACCAAGGCAGGUCUGCUGCAGACAAACGGCACCAGCCUUGGCUCCUCUCCUCAGCUGUCAAUCAACACUAUCCAGCCAUACCUCUAUCUCCCCACCGCUACCUGUGAAGCUAUUACCGCCUAUCUGCCUGUCUAUUAUAACACCUCCCUGGGCCUCUAUAUCUGGAACACAUCUGACCCUAACUAUGAAAUAAUUGUUAAAUCCCCCGCCUAUCUCUCCUUUAACUUUAUUAAAGACAGUGAUAAUAACAAGCAACUCGAAAUCAAAGUCCCCUUCGCCCUUCUUAACCUCACCCUUGAAGCCCCCCUUGUUGAUACCCCGACCCGCUACCUCCCACUCGCCCAUCACGAUACCAACCUCGUCUUCGGAAGAGCCUUCAUGCAAGCCGCCUUUAUCGGCGUUAACUGGGGCGCUGAUAACAGCUCUGGCACCUGGUUCCUCGCCCAAGCACCAGGCCCUAACCUCAUUAGUACUCCGCAUAUUGAAUCAAUGAAUGCAGGGACAGAUAAUAUUACUGGCUCUUCAAGUAGCUGGGCAAACACCUGGUCUAGUUACUGGACUCCUGUUACUGAGACCUCUUCUUCCAGCGGUCAAUCCUCCAGCACAAAGUCUAAAAUCGGGGUUGGAGUUGGAGUGGGAGUUGGAAUUGGCGGUGCGCUAGUUGUCUUGGGUGUUGCGGCAUUCGUUCUUCGCCGUAAGCGUGCGGCGAGACAGCAUGCAGUAGCCGUUCAGUCGCAGGAUAUGCUAAUAGGAUCUCAAGCACAGCAUCCGAAGGAGUUGGGCGCGGGUAGAGAAAAUAUUCCUCCCGUGGAGGCGUCAGCUGAUACGCAGCCCCGGCAGCGUCAUGAGCUUGCUUGAUUACCGGGGUUACUAUUAUAGAUAUAUAUCCCUUGAGUGGGUUAGGAUGUUUAUGAUGACUUUGGCUUAAGGGUUUUUCUCCUGUACAUAUUAAUACUUGAUAACAAUUGCGGAUAAGGUUACGUGGUAUUUAAGCUCCGGUUCUCCUAUAUUUCCUAGGUAGGGUACUAAUGUGACAUUCCUACUUGGUGAAUAGUUGGGUGGGCGACCAUUAGCGAAUCCCUGCUGUU